Molecule: messenger RNA, 2524 nt
Organism: Octopus sinensis (East Asian common octopus)
Lineage: Eukaryota; Metazoa; Mollusca; Cephalopoda; Octopoda; Octopodidae
Product: serine palmitoyltransferase 1
Exons: 15
Coding region: 712-2148 (478 amino acids)
Biological process (GO): ceramide biosynthetic process; sphingosine biosynthetic process
Cellular component (GO): endoplasmic reticulum
Molecular function (GO): pyridoxal phosphate binding; serine C-palmitoyltransferase activity
Source: RefSeq, a predicted model, not a curated record
AAAACGCUACCCCGAGACAAGCUUUCAUUCACCAGAUGUAUCCAUUCCGUGUCACUACUUGCAGAGUCGGUAUACCGUUCUCUGCACGCUUUCCCCCUGCAAUUGCACUACUCUGCUUCAAUCACACACAUUCCGCACAAAAAUUUUAGCCUAAGUUCUUAGUUGUAUUCUACUGGAUGUCCUUAACGUACAAAUCAAUUUGACAAAUCUGUAGCAAUUCAGAUUGAACAUUAAAUGAACUAACCUCACACAAUUUAUCCGAAGGCCAAAGAGAGGCAAAAACCGAUUAUACAAACUGCCCUCCUCCGCAUGUAACUAAAUAGAAAGUUUUUAUGAAGUGUGUAAGUUUAGCUUUAUGCUCGUGUUUCCGGUUCAGUUUAAAUGAGGAGCAAGAUUUUAUAUCAAAAAGCAGCAGUUCAGGCGAAUGAUACCCCACCACACACAUAUAUACCGCCUAUAUAUACAUCCAGGUAAAAAUGUAUCAACAUUUAAUGCAAAACGAAAAGAUAUAUAUAUCCAAGUAUAAAUUCUUCUAGAUUUAAUGUGAAAAAAAACACAUAUAAGUUAAAACAUAUGUAGUUAAAAAGGCCGGUGUACGAAAAAGUGGCUGAAUGCUUCAAGCUGUGGUAUUGAUUGCCGCAUGAAUACUUGUGUGCGAUAAUCAGUCGCCUAUACAAAGUGUAGAAGUGUUACCAGAGUAGAUAGGGCGCGAUGCAAACAGCACAGGAUAUGUCAGUGACUGACGAAGUUAUGGAAGUACAAAACUACAUUUUUGCUCCAACAUACCAUUUGUUCUUUGAAGCCAUCCUUAUUAUUUGUAUCAUUAAACUGCUGUUUUCUAAAAGUUACAACCCUGAAAAAACAAUACUCACAGAAAAGGAAAAAUCAGAUUUAAUUGCUGACUGGGUGCCUCAGCCACUUGUUCCAAAGACGAGAGAAGAUCAUCCACUUUUGGACAAUCUGAGAAAUAAUGUUAUUUCUGGGAAAGCAGGCAAAUACCUGACUAUCCAAGGUCGACAAUGUAUUAACAUAGCCACUUUUAAUUUUUUGGGUAUGCUUGGUGAAAAAUGUGUCGAGGAUGCAGCAAUUGGGACCCUCUUGCGAUAUGGGGUUGGUUCUUGUGGUCCAAGAGCAUUCUAUGGCACCAUGGAUGUUCAUCUCGACAUGGAAGAUAAGAUGCGGCGAUUUCUUGGGGCAGAAUCAGCAAUUCUUUAUUCCUAUGGUUUUGCUACUGUUGCAAGUGCUAUUCCUGCAUAUUCAAAACGUGGUGAUGUUAUAUUUUGUGAUGCAGGAGUUUGUUUCUCAAUCCAAAAAGGUUUGCUAGCUUCCCGUAGUGUAAUAAAAUAUUUCAGACAUAAUGAUAUGGACCAUUUAACAGAAUUAUUGAUCGAACAAGAAAAAGAAGAGCAAAAGAAUCCUAAAAAGGCCAGAAUUACCCGUAAGUUUGUGGUAGUUGAAGCUAUCUAUGUAAACCAUGGUGAUAUUUGUCCGCUCCCUAAAAUCAUUGAGCUCAAGUAUAAAUACAAAGUUCGAGUAUUCCUUGAAGAGAGUUUAAGUAUUGGAGUUCUUGGCAGGACUGGUCGAGGUUUAUCUGAAUAUUAUGAUGUAUCAAUAGAUGAUAUUGACUUCUUGGUUGCUACCUUGGAAAAUUCUUUUGCCAGUGCUGGUGGGUUUUGUGCAGGUAAAAAGUACAUAGUUGAUCAUCAGCGUUUGAAUGGCUAUGGUUACUGUUUCUCUGCUUCCCAACCACCUUUAUGUGUAUCAGCUGCCUGUAGAGCCUUAGAUAUGAUUGAGCAAGACAACUCAAUUAUUGAACAAUGUCAAAGAGCCUGCAAAUUAACAAGUAAAAUGCUGAGAGAUAUUGAUGGUCUUGACCUACAUGGAGCUGAAGAAUCUCCUGUAAAGCACCUCCGGCUAACAGAACCUAGCGAUGAUAAUGACAUUGACAAUAGAACCCUGCAGAGGAUUGCAGACAUUGCCAUAAAGGAAGGUGUUGCAUUGACUGUCACUAACUAUUUAGCAGAUGAAUACUGGAUGCCAAAACCAAGUAUUAGAAUUGCUGUCAACCGAAAACUCGUGCCUGAAGAUAUUGAAAAGGUUUCUUCUGUUAUUAGGAAAGCUACCCAAGAAGUUUUAUUUUCUACGUAGGCUAUCCUUCUCACUGAAGACGUUUAAGCUUGUUUAGCAGAAAUGAGGAUAAAGAUGGUUACAGGCUGUUUUGCAAGAAAGCGCAUCAAUUAACAAGAAUGAGUAAACGUAUUGAAAGAAAGGAUGGAGCAAAGUAUCAAAUGUGUCACAAAAAGACACUCCAAUGAAAAGAAAUACAAGAGAGAAACAAAUUUGUAUUACAGUCACAUCAAUCUGUUUGGAAGGUAUUCCAUGUUACCAUCGGCAUUCCAUUUUGUGUUAAUCUCCUGAUCAUAUCUUUUGUUUAAUGUAUUUUGCUAUAAAAAAAAAAGAAAAUUAAAAAUAAAUAAGAAAAAUUUUUAAAUUAAAGAAAAUAAAGAAAAAAAUUAAAAUUAAG